Anastrepha obliqua is the source of this 484-nucleotide messenger RNA. RefSeq names its product general odorant-binding protein 69a (gene Obp69a). The record is from RefSeq and is a predicted model, not a curated record. NCBI's taxonomy places the organism in Eukaryota, Metazoa, Arthropoda, Insecta, Diptera, Tephritidae. Gene Ontology annotation, molecular function: odorant binding. The transcript has 5 exons. Bases 41 to 484 code for a protein of 147 amino acids. Gene Ontology annotation, biological process: sensory perception of smell.
UGCUAUCACAACCCACGUAAAAUUUGGCGCACUCGACGCGAUGAACUACAAACAGACACUAUUUUUACUACUUGUUUACCAGUGCUACUUUUUGGCAAGAGUUAAAGCUUUAGAGAUACCCCCACAUAUGAAGUCGGGCGCAAAGAAAUUGUCCAAUAUAUGCAUGAAGGAAAUUGGGCUCACGGAAGACAUGUUUCAAGAAGUCAGGAAAACCGGCCAAUUGCCCAGUGACAACCGAUUCAAGUGCUUUUUGCAUUGUAUGUUGGAUAAAAUCGGUUUGAUUGAUAAGGAAAAUAUUGUUCACUUGGACAAUAUUUUGGAAUUACUGCCCCCUGAAUUUCUCCCGAUAAUAGAACAACUGCAUACAACCUGUGGAACUAAAAGUGGAGCCGAUGGCUGUGAAACGGCGUUUUUGACAGUAGAAUGCUACAUUAACACGAAUCCAGUAAUAUUAAAACUUGUAUUCGUAACCUUCUCCGAUUGA